This is a messenger RNA of Pygocentrus nattereri (red-bellied piranha), 2907 nucleotides long. RefSeq names its product p21 protein (Cdc42/Rac)-activated kinase 2b (gene pak2b). Gene Ontology annotation, cellular component: cytoplasm. Gene Ontology annotation, molecular function: ATP binding; protein serine/threonine kinase activity. The coding region runs from base 424 to 2028 and encodes 534 amino acids. The record is from RefSeq and is a predicted model, not a curated record. Gene Ontology annotation, biological process: protein phosphorylation; regulation of axonogenesis; regulation of MAPK cascade. NCBI's taxonomy places the organism in Eukaryota, Metazoa, Chordata, Actinopteri, Characiformes, Serrasalmidae. The transcript is spliced from 15 exons.
AGUGUAGCAGUCCGUUCCAGUAGGCAGGUCGAAGGGAGCGAAGAUAGACAGUGUGCUGUUGUUUGGGACACCGCCGAAGAAUCACAAAGACUGAGAAAUCAGUAGCCAGCUUUGCUAUUAGUGCACAAAAAGGCAACUCUGGGAUUUCCCUUGACUUAAGACACUUUGGAGACUCACCGCGGCGUCUGAGCUCGUUCUCAUGCUGGUUUUGUUAGGGAAGAAAGGGAGACCUUGGUGAAGAAAGCUGGCUUAGUGCUGGCUUGCCUACUAGCCAAGUUUCGUGGAAGAAGUUUGCAGAGUGGGGCUGCACAGUUCUAAUUCCUCUGCUUCUUAUCUUCUGCGUUUUGCCACACGUUCCUCCCUCGAAUCCAUCCCUCCUUUUCCUUUUCCCUGCUAUUUUUUUCACCCCGUUUCUCUUGAACCAUGUGCGACAAUGGCGACCACGAGGACAAGCCACCUGCCCCACCUGUGAGGAUGAGUAGCACGAUCUUCAGCGGCGGUGGGAAGGACCACACGUUUCUGGCCAAUCACAGCUCCAAGCCGCUCCCCUCGGUGCCUGAAGAGAGAAAGCCUCGAAACAAAAUCAUCUCCAUCUUCUCAGGGGUGGAGAAAGGUGGAAGAAGGAAAGACAGAGACAAAGAGCGGCCCGAGAUCUCUCCUCCCUCGGAUUUCGAGCACACCAUCCACGUGGGCUUUGAUGCAGUCACUGGGGAGUUCACGGGAAUGCCAGAGCAGUGGGCGCGAUUGCUGCAGACCUCCAACAUCACAAAGUACGAACAAAAGAAGAACCCUCAAGCUGUGCUAGACGUUCUGAAGUUUUACGAUUCCACGGGCAACAGCAAGCAGAAGUACCUCAGCUUCUCCUCAGAGAAGGAUGGAUUCCCUUCAGGAGAGCUUUCACCUGCCAAAAAGAGCACAGAACCGCUGUCGCCAAAUGUGAAAAACACAAGAGAUGAAGAGGAUGAAGACGAUGAUGAGGAGACGCCCCCGCCCGUUGUUGCACCACGGCCAGAGCACACCAAGGGGGCAAAUACACGUUCUGUCAUCGAUCCCAUCCCUCCACCAGUCUCCUGUCCAGAUGGGGAUGUUGCCAGCAAAGCUGCGGACAAACAGAGACCCAAAAAGGGAAAAAUGACUGACGAGGAGAUCAUGGAUAAAUUGAGAACUAUAGUUAGUAUUGGAGACCCUAAAAAGAAGUACACACGAUAUGAGAAGAUAGGACAAGGAGCUUCAGGGACAGUGUUCACAGCCAUAGAUGUUGCUACUGGACAAGAGGUGGCCAUCAAGCAGAUCAACCUUCAAAAGCAACCCAAGAAGGAGCUCAUCAUAAAUGAAAUUCUUGUAAUGAAGGAAUUGAAAAACCCCAACAUUGUCAACUUCUUAGACAGUUUUCUGGUAGGAGAAGAGCUGUUUGUGGUGAUGGAGUACCUGGCUGGUGGCUCAUUGACUGAUGUUGUGACGGAGACGUGUAUGGAUGAGGCUCAGAUUGCUGCCGUUUGCCGAGAGUGUUUACAAGCGCUAGAGUUCCUUCAUGCCAACCAAGUCAUCCAUCGAGACAUCAAGAGCGACAACGUGCUCCUGGGAAUGGAUGGUUCUGUCAAACUCACGGACUUUGGUUUCUGUGCUCAGAUCACCCCGGAGCAGAGUAAGCGCAGCACCAUGGUGGGGACACCCUACUGGAUGGCCCCGGAGGUUGUUACCCGUAAAGCAUACGGGCCCAAAGUGGACAUCUGGUCUCUGGGCAUCAUGGCCAUCGAGAUGGUGGAAGGGGAGCCUCCAUACCUCAACGAGAAUCCACUGAGGGCACUUUACCUUAUUGCCACGAAUGGAACCCCGGAGCUGCAGAGUCCAGAGAAGCUGUCACCUAUUUUCCGGGACUUCCUGGCUCGGAGCCUGGAGAUGGAUGUAGAAAAGAGGGGUAGCAGCAAAGAGCUCUUGCAACAUCCUUUCCUGAAGCUGGCAAAGCCUCUGUCCAGCCUCACGCCGCUCAUUCUGGCUGCCAAGGAUGCCAUGAAGAACAACCGCUAGGACUUUCCCCAGAUAAGCCAUGCUGAAGAACCCAGCACACAAACAUACAUGCUGCUGAAUGGACUGUGUGCCACAGCUCUCACCACUGUGCCAACCAGCAAGCCAGUAUUGCCAAAACGUUUCUACAAGCAUUUCAACUGUGCUUUUUAAGACUGAGGGAACAUUAGGGUGGACAACUGUUUCUUCCAGGUCACCGUAGCCUUUCUUACAUGGUUUUAUGCUGCACAGAACUUUGUUUUUGUCCUGUUUGCUCAUCCGACUAUCAAAUGAAGGAGACCUGAUCAUUAUCACUGGAGAGGAAAGUAUUUAAAAUGCAUUCAGGAUGUUUGGUUAGCCGAUACAUUUUCUGUAGAGAGAGUCAUGACCUAAAACUGUGUUUCUACUGUGCCCACUUCUUUGUAGUUCACCCUAGUAAGAAUUGAGGGCACCUUACUGAGACCAGCAUAAACUGUUUGUUGGUUUGUCACUUGUGUUUUUCUUUUUAUUCAAGCAUGAACCAUUGUAUACUGGUACAAGUAGAACAGUCUAUGUUACUGGACUCUAACAUCAGUGAAAACCUUCAUGAGAUGAAUUAUGUAUGUUAUGUAUUUCAAAGAAGCAUGACCUUUACAUUCACGCAGUCAGCCAAGACUUUUAGACUACGUUUUGUGUAUGUUUGUGAAUAUAAAUAAUUUUUGUAGUAACUAAUGUUGUUUUUAAUACAUGGUAAAUAUAGUUGUUAAUAAGUCAUGGUGACCGAAUGCAUAUCUAUUCUCGUGAUUUGAGUCACUCUGGAUCUUCAACUAAAAGCAUUUCAUACAUCUCCAAAGUUUUGUGCUGUUAUAGGUCAGAAACUUCAGUUUUUCUUAAUUAAAGGGGGAUUUCCACUGUUUUUCAAUA